This is a messenger RNA of Electrophorus electricus (electric eel), 2922 nucleotides long. It is a transcript of the gene slc17a5, whose product is annotated as solute carrier family 17 member 5. Gene Ontology annotation, molecular function: transmembrane transporter activity. The record is from RefSeq and is a predicted model, not a curated record. Lineage: Eukaryota; Metazoa; Chordata; Actinopteri; Gymnotiformes; Gymnotidae. Gene Ontology annotation, biological process: monoatomic anion transport; transmembrane transport. Gene Ontology annotation, cellular component: apical plasma membrane.
GAGGGUUGUAAACACUUUACAGAGGUUGCCGGUGGACGAUGGAUCACUCAGCUUCGGAUUCAGAAACCGAUGAUUAUAAGCAGCCUUUGCUUCAUCGGAAUGAAGACGAGGACAUAAAAAGAGCUCCAGCGCUCUGUUCCUCGCGCUACAGCCUGGCCAUCCUGUCCUGCUAUGGCUUCUUUGUGGCAUACGCCUUGAGGGUGAACCUCAGCGUGGCCAUGGUGGACAUGCUGAACAGCAGUAGCAGCAAUAACGUCAACAGCUCUGUCUGCCUGAGGCACAAUAACCCCCCGCGCCCCAGGCACAACCACACGGCCAGUGUGUAUGACUGGGACUCAGAGACUCAAGGCUGGAUCCUGGGCUCUUUCUUUUAUGGCUACAUCAUCACUCAGAUACCAGGAGGGUACAUGGCACGCAAGUAUGGUGCCAAGUGGCUGCUGGGCUUUGGGAUCCUGGGGACUGUGAUCUUCACUCUGCUUACGCCUGUAGCUGCUGACCUAGGGGCUGGUUACCUCAUAGCGGUCAGGGUCCUCGAAGGCAUUGGGGAGGGAGUGACAUUUCCUGCGAUGCAUGCCAUGUGGGCAUCUUGGGCCCCACCAAUGGAGAGAAGUCGGCUUCUCACCAUCUCAUAUGCAGGUGCCCAACUUGGCACUGUAGUAGCCCUGCCCUUGUCCGGACAGAUAUGUUUUUACUUGGACUGGACUUAUGUCUUCUAUAUUUUUGGAGCUGUUGGUAUCCUCUGGUUUAUCCUGUGGUCUUUGCUGGUCAGUAACAGCCCCACCUCACACAGAAGAAUAUCAGAGGUUGAAAGGACCUACAUAACAGCCUCUUUAAAAAAUGAGCUUUCUCCAACAACGGACCACAUUCCGUGGACAUCCAUCCUUACCUCUGUGCCAUUAUGGGCCAUAGUUGUUGCCCAUUUCUCUUACAACUGGACAUUUUACACUUUGCUGACACUCUUACCCACUUACAUGAAUGAUAUACUGGGCUUCAGCAUUAAGCAGAAUGGAAUGCUUUCUGCUCUGCCGUACCUGGGCUGCUGGUUGUUGUCUAUGGGUGGAGGCCAGUUGGCAGACUACCUGAGGGAGACUUGCCUAUUCAGUACGGUGGCAGUGCGCAAAGCCUUCAGUAUCAUAGGUAUGAUGGGGCCAGCUGUGUUCCUGGUGGCAGCAGGAUACACUGACUGCAACUACACCCUCGCUGUCAUUUUCCUUACCAUCUCUUCAUCGCUUGGUGGCUUUUCAGCAUCUGGCUUUAACAUCAAUCAUCUGGACAUUGCACCAUCCUAUGCUGGAAUAUUGCUUGGAAUCACAAACUCCUUUGCAACUAUACCAGGCAUGGUGGGUCCCGUGAUAGCAAGGUCACUGACCAAAUCUAACACCAUAGUGGAAUGGCGAACAGUGUUCUUCAUUUCCGCUGGAAUAAAUCUGUUUGGGGCCGCCUUCUACACACUGUUUGGGAAAGGUACAGUCCAGCCCUGGGCAGUACAGAGUUUGCACAUCCAGUGAAUAUAUUUUUAUUUUUUUUAUGUAAGAGAGUAAUGGACGAUAAAUUAUAAAUUCAGUGGACUUAAUUCAGGUGAUUCACUAUGAAGGCUUGAGCACAGAUAAAGAAAUCCUUACUUUUUUUUCAGUAAGGUACUAUGUGGCCCAUAUUUGGAAAUGUUCUCUCUUAGGUUUUCACUAGCUGCCAAUGUUCACUCCGUUUAAAUCUCAGAUGGGUUUGCAAAAACCCCAGCCUAACGAUAGACCUGAAACAUUGUGUCCUGAAAUGUUUGUUCAAUUCAUUUGGUCUGUUCAGCAAACCUGUUCAGUGUAAAAGCCAAACUCCAGUGCUUUGGCCUAAGAAGCCAGAAUAGUAACCAGCUAACAUGUGUAUCUGUGUAAGCAGUAAAUCUUUGCUUAAAUAUUCAGGAGAUCAUUAAAAUGCCAAUUUACUUGCUCCAUCUGAGGUUUGAAAUAAUUGAGCUGAACUUGGGUUGAAGUUUAAACCAACUUUAUAUAAUAAUGUAAUGUUAUGAUCUAUAUCUGCAGGAAAUACCUUUCUGCCCACAUUACUUUUAUCAAUACUAACAGAUGACUCAUUGAUACACUACACAUCCCUAUUAUAGUUAGUACCAGCUAUAAGCAUUGUGACCAUGAGAAUACGAAUACAAAAUAGAGUAUCACUCUAAUACACCCCAAUUACAAGCUUAAUAAAGGAAUCCUAUGAAACGUCCACUUGUCUCUAAAUUAGCCAUAAUGAAGUAUUGUCCUUAUUCCUUCUAGUUACUGUGCCUUAUUUUUAUUUUAUGAACCUCUUUUCAUUAGAUUCAUAAUUGUUUCUACUCCGUAGCGCAUAAGGAUUCACAUUAUAAACCACUGGGCACAUUUGACUUUUCACUUGCCAACUGUUUGUAUACUGUAAUGUUAUACCAUAAAAGUGAGUAUGUAUAUUUGAUUGUUUUAACCUAUAUUACUUUUAUACUUUGCCAUAUAUUUUUUUGUUUACUUGCUGGAGUACAUUGUUUACGUGAGACAUGAGGUAUUGCAUGUCUUGCAGCUAAUUUCUCCACCUGAAAAGUCAGGGAUGCAUUGAUACCCUGUAUAUAAGCAUGUUAUAAGAUGUAUAUAAACCACCAUGUUCUGCUCAAAAUCCAGCAUCGUCCUUUAGUUCCCUUGCCCACUCUCCUCAAAAAAAACAACAACAAUUUUUUAAAUUAAAAGCCAAUAAUUAUGUAUGGUCUUGUAACUUUUAUUUGUUCAUCACUUAUUGUUUAUUAGUGGAAAAUUAAUCAAUUUGUCCUAAUUUCCCAUGGUUACAACUUAAGUCUUUCAAAAUUGGUAUCAGAGCCUGAAAGGUCAAAUAUCGGGUUCCCAGGAAAGAGCGUUAUUUUUAUGUAUGUUUGUUAUUAGUCUUUAAUAAAGAUUAUUUUUUAGUUUU